GCACCAUUUAAGAGCAGCUUACACAUACGCGUGCUUCACAAGCCAUUUUCUCUCAGAUCUUAGUUUUUCCACACACACACACACAUUGAAUUUCCUCCUUAUCACGUCACUCUCAGAUCUGGAAAUCACCUCCCUACUACUACUACUAUUACUGCGUGUGCCUCCACACACACACAUUGCGGAAGAACAAUCGCCUCCGAGAGUUUAAACUAUUUUACGUAUUUGCGCCGAUCGCAGAUCUGUUAGACAUCUCGCAAUGAGCUAAAUUACUAUCUGGACGCGUUUACGUAUUGAUAAAAUACGUAAUUCUACGUAUAUAAACUGCGAAUAUUGUGAUUGUUAAAUAUAUAUCGACAUAAAGGAUUGUGGCUUUUGGCGUGUAUAGUGCAGUGUAAUAUCUGUUUGGUAUGGCAAUGCAAUCAGGGGCUAUGGUGGUGACCUGAGAAAAUCCCUGUGCAGUGGUACAACCACCAGCAACAGCCGCCGCAUCAUCAGGUGGAUGAGAGGGAGGGGUUUUUUAUGUGGCUGAGAGGUGAAUUUGCAGCCGCGAACGCGAUAAUUGACGCGCUGUGCCACCAUUUGAGGGCGGUGGGCGACCCUGGGGAGUAUGACGGUGUGAUUGGGUCCGUUCAGCAGAGGAGGUGUAAUUGGAAUCCCAUUUUGCAUAUGCAGCAGUACUUCUCGGUGGCUGAUGUUGUAUAUGCGCUGCAGCAGGUCGGUUGGAGGCGGCAGCAGAAAGUGGUGGGUUUCGAGGGGGGUGCCAGGAUGGGGGGAGGAGGAGGGAAGGAGUUUAGGAGAGGAGGCAGGGGACAAAGAGGAGGACUUGAGGUGCAGAAUUUUGGUGGAGAGAUGAACGGAAAGGAUCUCAACAAUGGCUACUUUAAAAGCAAUCUCAAAAUGAUUGAGAAAUUGGACGAAGGAGACAAGGCAAAGGUGGAGAAGAAAGAGGAGGAAGUGACAGAAUUUGAUGAAAAAUCUGAAGAAAAUGGUACAGCAACGAGAGAGAAAAGCACACAAGGAGCUGUUUCUCAUGCAGAUGUUGAGGCAGAGGAUAAAGGGUCUUGCAGUGUGGAAGGAUCUGGAUUAGUAGAGAAAUCGAACCUUGAAGUUUCUCCAAAAUCUUUUGUUGCUACUGAGAUAUGUGAUGGAAAAUCAGUUAAUAUAACUGAAGGAUUGAAGCUGUAUGAAGAUUUAUUUGAUGAUUCAGAAAUUUUAAAGCUUAAUAAUUUGGUCAAUGAUUUGAGAGCUGCCGGGAAGAGAGGACAGUUACAAGGUCAAACUUUUGUCGCUUUAAAGAGACCCAUGAAGGGACAUGGAAGAGAGAUGAUUCAAUUGGGUGUCCCCAUUGCAGAUGCACCUCCUGAAGAUGAAGUUGUUGCAGGAACUUCUAGAGAUCCAAAAAUUGAGCCCAUCCCGGUGGCGCUGCAAGAUGUUAUUGAACGCUUACUUACUAAAAAUGUUGUUAGCACCAAACCGGACUCAGCCAUCAUUGAUAUCUUUAAUGAGGGUGAUCACUCACAGCCCCAUAUCUGGCCACAAUGGUUUGGAAGGCCUGUGUGUGUAAUAUCCUUGACUGUGUGUGAGAUGUCUUUUGGUAAGGUAAUGGCAGUGGAUAGUCCAGGCAACUAUCGUGGUGCUCUCAAACUCUCUCUUUCACCAGGAUCAACUAUCAUAAUGCAAGGGAGAUCUGCAGAUAUUGCCAGGCAUGCAAUACCUUCCUUGCAGAAACAGCGAAUGCUUCUUACAUUGGUGAAGUCGCAAUCUAAGAAAACCAUUGGCGGUGAUGUUCACCGUGUUCUACCUCCUUCAGCCACUUGGGCUCCACCUCCUAGCAGGUCACCAAGUCAUAUUCGGCCAGGGGCUGCAAAACAUUUUGGCCCUGUACCAUCCACUGGCGGCGUAUUACCCGCUCCUACUGCUCGUCAGCAGCUACCCCCACCAAAUGGAAUCCAAGUCCAACCAAUGUUUGUAUCUGCCACUGUAGCACCAGGCAUAGCAUAUCCGGCACCAGUUGCUCUCCCUCCUACAUCUGCUGGAUGGCCUGCAGCUCCUCCACGGCAUCCUCAGCCUCAGCCUCGCCUGCCAGUCCCUGGCACAGGAGUUUUCCUUCCAUCACAGGGUUCUGGUAAUUCGUCAAAUCAGCCUGCAUCAACUGAACAUAAUAGCAUAGAGAUGUCAAAUGGUCCUCGGUCCUCCCUAAAAGUGGACGAUGAAGCCACACACACAGAGCAAGAGUGCAAUGGGAGUAGCGACAAAUUGAAUGAAGGAGCAGGGAUUUUGAAGGAAGAAGAGCAGGAAAAGUCAGGUGGAGCCGUUUAGUUAGAAAGAGAUAGCAAAGAGAAGGUUGGAGGCUUAAUUGUUUGGGUGGGCUGCAAUUGGCAAUGAGUUGAAUGCAAAUGUAAAGAGCGGAAGAUACUACGAUAUUUUUGGUGAUGAGACUUUCUAGUGGUGGAUGGAGGGAGAGAGAUGAGUAGCCUUUUUCAUUUUUGAGCUCCCUUCAUUGCCUCCUACUUUUUGUUGCCUUAUAUAUAUGUAUGCUUGGACGUUAGAUGGAACUUUUCUCCAGCAUUUAAUUAAUUAAGCCUCUACUUUUUGACUUA
Messenger RNA from Salvia miltiorrhiza (redroot sage), 2600 nucleotides. RefSeq names its product RNA demethylase ALKBH10B. Gene Ontology annotation, molecular function: mRNA binding; demethylase activity. NCBI's taxonomy places the organism in Eukaryota, Viridiplantae, Streptophyta, Magnoliopsida, Lamiales, Lamiaceae. Gene Ontology annotation, biological process: mRNA catabolic process. The record is from RefSeq and is a predicted model, not a curated record.